This is a messenger RNA of Rosa chinensis, 3349 nucleotides long. RefSeq names its product very-long-chain (3R)-3-hydroxyacyl-CoA dehydratase 2. The transcript has 15 exons. The record is from RefSeq and is a predicted model, not a curated record. Gene Ontology annotation, biological process: sphingolipid biosynthetic process; very long-chain fatty acid biosynthetic process; fatty acid elongation. Gene Ontology annotation, cellular component: endoplasmic reticulum membrane. Gene Ontology annotation, molecular function: 3-hydroxyacyl-CoA dehydratase activity. Lineage: Eukaryota; Viridiplantae; Streptophyta; Magnoliopsida; Rosales; Rosaceae. Bases 104 to 724 code for a protein of 206 amino acids.
ACCCAUUACUUCCGAUCCAAAUUCGGCAAACCUUCCACAAGAUCUAUCUUGCUAUUAGUUACCCGCUGUGAUUGGUCUGACGGUUGAACGCUGACACGCUAGAAUGCCUUCUCUAUCCAACAUCUAUCUCUUGGCCUACAACUCUGCUCAGGCCAUUGCAUGGGCAGUUUGUCUCUCUCUAAGCUUGAGCAGUGUGCUGUCCACCAAGGGGGUCAAUGGAGCCUAUGCUUCUGCUGGAAACCUCAUCUAUUUGUGCCAGAUGGUUGCGUUCUUGGAAGUUAUACACGGAGCCAUUGGUCUGGUGCCGAGUGGAGUGGUGAUUCCUCUGAUGCAAUGGGCAGGGAGGACAAACUGUAUUUUUGUAAUGCGUCAAACCCAUGAGAUCCAACAGUUGCCAGCAGUCUUUAUAACUUUUGUUGCAUGGAGCAUCAGUGAGGUUAUUAGAUAUCCAAACUACGCUUUGAAUUGCAUCGGAAGUUGUCCGCCUUGGCUUACUUAUCUCAGGUACUCUGCAUUCCUUGUCUUGUAUCCUCCUGGGAUGGGUGGUGAAACCUGGAUUAUGUACCAUGCACUUCCAUUUUUGAAGAAGUACUCCUUCAGCUAUUAUACUUUUCUGAUGGUUGUGCUUUUCUGCUACCCUAUCCUGUGUUUGAAAGUUUACCUGCAUAUGGUCAAGCAACGGCGAUCAAAGCUGGGUAAACAAGACAAGAAGAAGAAGAGGUGAAGGACCACUGAAAAAUGGUGAUUCAGGAACACGUGCUACAUAUAGAGGGAGGCUUACAAUUGGCUUUAUAUUAAAAUUCUUGCAUAUUUAUUGCUUGAUCCAAUGACCCACCACUUGCCCUCACCUACUUUGGAGUCUAAAAUUGUCUCUCCAAUCUAUUUUAGAUGUCUAACCACUGUUAUUCAAUGAUGUGCAAUUGUUAUCGUCUUAAUACAUUGGUUUAUGAAUUUGAUCUAUUUUAUCGGUGAUAUGAGAAAUUAUACUAUAUACGAAAGGCCGGUUUGGGUGGGUACUGUUACUACUGUUCAUAAGGUCUUGAAAAGUCGCUUUUGCCCUUGCUUUUGGAUUCAUGUAUACAAAUCUGGAAGCCUCUAUCCCUUGCUUUUGGAUUCAUGUAUACCGACCUGCAAAUCUGGAAGCCUCUAUCUGGAAAUCUGGAAACCUCUAUUUACGCCGACCUAUUCCACCGACAAAGCCCUCUAUCAACAUCUAGAAGCCUCUAUCGAAUAGAGCAUGGAGCCUCUAUAUAUACCGAAAUUCGGUGAUUGUUUCAGGUUGCCACAGAAAGUGCAGAAAUCCAUCAAGCAAAUAAUCGUAGCCCACCGGUGUACACCCUUCUACUGAGUUACUGAGCCAAAUCUUUAGAGUGAAAUAGAGAGAGAGAGAGAGAGAGAGAGAGAGAGAGAGAGAGAGAGAGAGAGAUUCAGGGAAGGGGAUUGUCACCUCAUCAUCUCAGCGGUUAGUUCUUUCUGAGCCGAUUUGCCUUCGAAUUUCUGGGUUGUUGUUAUCAGUUUUUGAUUUGAUCUGUUGAAUAUUUGGGCUUUUCUAUUCUGAUGUUGUUUACAAUCUUGAUAUGAUAUAUAGUGAAAGGGAGAUAGUUUUGAUAGAGUUUUUGUUGUGGUUGGUUUUGAAUUGAUAAUAUGAGUUCUUGAAGUUUCAACCUUUAUUACUUUGGAUCGUUCCUCAUUUCGUUUGUUUAGAUUUUGGUGAAAGACGUACGAGAUUGAAUAAAGUUACUGUGAUUAAUGAAUCAAUUCACAUUUUGGUUUGAAUUUUAUGUGCUUCCCUCUGAUCAUAUUCGUACUUAUGAAUCUGUGUAAUCAUCUAUGGAUCAUAAAGAUCCAAUCUUGCCUUCCGUGUUUUGAUUGCUUCGCAGGUUCUUAGUCAUCUUUUUCGUUUCAAUAGGUGUGAUCACGUUUUGUUUCUCCUAAUUAGUUUGAGCCAUUAUCUGGAAUGGAUCUAUUUUUUCAGUUGUCCUAAUAAGAGACUUCUAUUUAUCAUACCCUCUCCAAUUGAAUUUCUGUACUUAAGUUUUUGUUGCUGCAAAUUCCUAGAACAAAUGUGGCUAUAUGAGGAGAAGCGUGAUUUUGGUUUUAUGUUUAGAUGACUCAUCUGUAUUCAGUUUUGGUUUUUUGGUCCAAACUCUUGAAUAUAGACCCUAAAACACUAUGCUAAACAAUGUGGAAGAGUUUGGACCGCUGCUCAUGACUAUAAUUACUGUUAGGAAGCGAAACCUGGUCCUAAUUCUUCCCUAUAGACUGGAAGAGAGGUAGAGGGUUUUUAGGUACCAUUCUGUUUUCUCUUUUUUUCUCUUCUACCAGUUUCUUUACGUUCAUGUCUCGAUCUUCUUCUGUGUUGAUUUCAAUGAUCUUUUUUUGUGUUGAUUUGAAUGAUUUUUAUUUUUAUUCUAAAUAGAAGUUUAGGUUAUGGCUUUCUUGCCUUUGCUUUUGUUCUAAGUUUCUAACCUUGGAAUUGAUUGUAGGCUAUGUAGAAAUACUCCUCCUUCUUUCUUCUUUUCAUGAUCAGACUAAUCAGCAAAAGAAGAAGAGGUUUCAUUUUCAGCCAAGGCAAAAUAAGAAUUGGGGUUCUUUUCUUGAUUCUGUUUGCCCUGCAAUUUCACAUCUAGGUGAUUAAUUAAAACAACUUCAAGCUAGCUUACCUCAGCUCAUUCACAACAAAAUUCAAGUUAUGGCACCAAAGAUGAGGCACAGCAAGAUGAAGAGAUUAUUACAAGAACAUCAGGCUGGAGAUCAUAAUGAUAGAGAAAGAAUGCAAGAAAUAUUUUGUUUACAGGAUUGACUGAAUCAAGAACUUCUCAAUGCAACAAUGUUGACGUAUUUCAGCAUCAAAAGAAACGAUUAAGAAGUGAUAAAGGAAAUGUUACUGCAAUAGAAAAGGAGCGUGUGUUCAGCAAUCCAAACUCAAACGUUUUUGCCUCAGGUCAAGCUACGUAUUCAGUUGGGCAAGCAGUAUAUCAAAGAAGUAGACAAGUAUCAACUGUGACGUAUGAAGAUUCAGGCGAUAAUAUUCAUACAUGCUCCUACUGUAACGCAUCUUUUUGGUUUGGAGAGGCGCUUAAACGAUCAUCAUCAAAUGAACCUCUUAUUUAUACAAACUGUUGCAAGAAAGGCCAAAUCAAACUUGAAAAGCCAAAGCCAACACCUGCUUUUCUUGAAAAAUUAUUGGAUCCAAAUAAUGGUUUAGAAAGCCGACUUUUCAGAGAGAAUAUCAGAGUUUAUAAUUCAAUGUUUUCUUUCACAUCAAUGGGAGCAGCAAUUGAUUAUAAAAUAAAUACUGGAUCAGGACCUUAUGUUUUUAAAAUUAGUGGUCAAGUUCAUCAUUUAA